This is a messenger RNA of Prunus persica (peach), 911 nucleotides long. RefSeq lists its product as uncharacterized. NCBI's taxonomy places the organism in Eukaryota, Viridiplantae, Streptophyta, Magnoliopsida, Rosales, Rosaceae. Gene Ontology annotation, biological process: regulation of transcription by RNA polymerase II. Gene Ontology annotation, cellular component: nucleus; NuA4 histone acetyltransferase complex. The record is from RefSeq and is a predicted model, not a curated record. The coding region runs from base 236 to 619 and encodes 127 amino acids. The transcript has 5 exons.
ACAAAACAUGGGCUGGCUUUGCCUGCUACCUUGCUCCAGAAGCCCAGCAACAUAGGCACUUCAAUUUCAGAGAUGGCGUUGGAUCAAACCAGAAAACCUAGCGAAGAAAAGUUUUUUUUUUAAAAAACAGAACAUAAUUGCUUUCGUUUUCACUUUCCGAAUUCAGUUUAACCUAGUAAAAUAUUUGAUACAAGCUCUAGGGUCCCGUUCGAAAUUUUUUAUAUCAUUGAAUUCAAUGGAGAGAAAUGGUGGUAAAGGAAGAGAAGAGGAACAAGACGGUAUGUCCGUACACUCUCCAUGCAAAGCUCCCCCUUCCUCUGCUUCUUCUCUCCCAAAGGAGCAAUCACAGGUUGAAUUGGAGCUUAGACUGUUAGAAGCUCUUGAAAUUUAUCCUCCCGUCAAGCUAAAAGGCAUACAUCGUCAUUUCGUUCUUUAUGGUUUAAUGGAAUUCCUUCGGAGAAGCUUUGAUCGACACUUCUCUGCUGACGAGGUUCUACAAUUGCUAGAGCGGUUCUAUAAUUUGGAAAUGCUGAAACCAGACGAUGAGGAGACGGACAUUCUGAAUCACGAGGAAGAUUUUAGCUUGCCUCAAAGUUUCUUCGUUAAGGAAGAACCAUAGCUGAUUUAUUUUUUGUAUAGACACAGGUUUUGUUUGAACCUAUUUGUUCAAUCUAUGUUAUUGGAUGGUGGUUGUCCAGUCCUUUUCCUUGACUAUAUAGUAUCAUGGUGGUUUUUGCUAUGAGCUUAAUUAGAAAUUGUCAAAAAGUUUUGAGUGCCAAACCUCAAAAGGGAAGCUUGAUGUUUCUUCACAGUUUUGAAAGGGUCAGGGUCCUUUUCAUAGCUCAACUGAUAUGAACGUAAUAAUAUUAUAAAAUGAAACAGAUUCAAAGCCUGUUUCUGUUAUUUGUGUA